AUGUCUCAUAGUACAAUAAAUGUACUCGGAAAUUACAGGAGGUGCGACUUUGAGCGUGGCCUUUGUGGCUGGCUACCACUGAAAACAGAUGGGUUUUACUGGAAUGUUGUCAGAGGAAACAACUUCAGUGAACACUCCCUACCUAGUGAAGACCACACAACUAAAACAGAAUUGGGCCAUUUCAUCUAUCUCAGUACAUCUACAAAGCAAGAGGAAGUAACCGUGUCACAGCUGGAAAGUUCCUUUUAUGUACAACCUUCAUCGCAUUGCCAGAUGCAACUUUGGUACCAAUUGACAAAUAAUUCCAGAUUAUCAAUCUAUAGAAAAACUGAGAGGAAUAAAGAUUUGCAACUACUAGGCCGAAUAACAGUGUCAUCUCAAAAAUGGACAAAGGCUACUGUUGAUAUCAAAGCCUCUUCGUGGAAUACAGUGUCCCCAUCUCAGAUAAUUUUAGAGGCCUUUAUUUUAUCAUCUAAUUCCUUUGUUGCUGUUGAUGACAUUAUUUUAUCUCCAGGAUGUAGCUUUACAAAUAAUUCACUUACAGCUGCCAAAUGUGACUUUGAAUUGGAUAAUUGUGGCUGGUAUGAGACAUUUGUUCAUGAUUCUUUCGACUGGAUAAGAAGUUCAAGAACUGAUCUCCCUCCUGCUUAUCAGAAGCAAGCUCCGCCCCGAGAUCACACGUACAAUAAAUCUGAUGGUCAUUUUAUGUUUAUUCUGAAAGAGAACAAUAGCUAUUCACAGAUCGCAGAAUUAAGAAGCCCACGGUUCAGACAGGCAGCCACUGGUUGCACACUGACCUUCUGGUAUUAUAAUGCUGGAGUAUCAGUUGGAGCUGCAGAGAUGCUUUUGCAUUUAGACAGGGAAAAAGAGGACACCGUUCUCUGGAGGAUAUACUAUGAUCAAGGCAACCAAUGGUUAAAAGCAUUUAUUCAAAUUGAUCGCCUAUCUCAACCAUUCCAGUUAUCACUGAAUAAAGUUAGUCUUGGAUUUUAUGAUGGAAUAUCAGCAAUUGAUGAUAUUGUGUUUGAAAACUGUUCUCUUCCUCCCGCUGUUGAAAAUUGUACUGGAUCUGAUGUUUUCUGGUGUAAAGUUACAAAGGCUUGCAUAAGCAAUUUAUUGGUGUGUGACCUAAUUGAUGAUUGCGGUGAUGGAUCGGAUGAAGUCAGCUGCGAAUCGGAAUUACAAUGCAACUUUGAAGAAGGACUCUGCAAUUGGAUGCAAGAUUCUGAUGACGACUUUGACUGGACUAGAAUUCAAGGGCCCACUCCGACACUUAAUACUGGACCUAUGAAAGAUCAUACCUUGGGAACCAUAAAAGGAAAUUAUCUCUACAUUGAGGCUUCUCAGCCUCAGCAUUACCGAAAUCAAGCAGUUUUGCUGAGUCCAGAACUAGCAGCUACAACUCAUAAUCAAAAUAAAACAUGCAUUUUCCGCUUCUAUUAUCACAUGUAUGGAAAACAAGUUUAUUCAUUUGCAAUUUACAAAAGAAGUAUGAGAAACACCAGGGGAUAUUUAUUGUGGCAAGCAUUUGGGAAUAAAGGAAACAGAUGGAUUAAGAAAACACUGUAUCUCAACAGUUCUCAACCAUUUCAGCUAAUGCUUAUGGGUAUGGUAGGAGACGGUUUUACUGGAGACAUAGCCAUAGAUGAUCUGUCAUUCUUAGACUGCACACUUUAUAACGGUGUUCUGCCAACAUGGUCACCAAUCCCUUUACAAACCCCAACCAGUGCAACUCUACCUAUUAAUAACUGCACAAAUGAAGAAUUUGUAUGUAGGACAACCGGCCAAUGUAUACCACUAACAAAGAUUUGUGAUUUUAGACCUGACUGUUCUGAUCAUUCUGAUGAAUCACACUGUGCCCCUGAACACUGCAGUUUUGAAAAUGAAAGUACCUGUCAUUGGUUUCAGCCAGAGAAAACAGCAUUUCGCAGAGAAAAUGCAUUUCAAUGGAAUAUUGGUCAAGGAAAAGGUAUUCAUCCUGGAGAGGAAAGUCACAGGCCUCUGAAAGACCAUACCAAGUCUACAGAAGAAGGCUGGUAUUUGUAUGCAGACAGCUCUAAUGGAGAAUAUGGUCAUACUGCUCACCUAAUGACACCUGUUAUAUCGUAUGCUGGACCUCAGUGUAAACUGGUAUUUUGGACUUAUAUGAAUGGUGCAACAGUGGGAUCUUUGCAGGUACUUAUUAAAUCUGGGAAUAUAACACAUGAACUUUGGUCGCAAAGUGGAAAACAAGGUGCACAGUGGAAGAGAGCUGAAGUAUUUUUGGGAGCACUGUCUUUUUUCCAGAUUGUCCUUCGAGCUAAACGUGGGGUCAGUUAUGUUGGAGAUGUGACCGUGGAUGAUAUUUCUUUCCAAGACUGUGCACCCAUAAUGAUCCCUGACAAGGACUGUACGUCUGAAGAGUUUAUGUGUUCCAACAGAUACUGCAUUCCGAAAGACAACCUGUGUGACUUUGUAAAUGAUUGUGCAGAUAACUCAGAUGAAAACCCUUACACCUGCAGUGCCUUUGUUGGACGCUGUGAUUUUGAAUUUGAUCUCUGUGACUGGAAACAAAACCAAAAUGAUGAUUUUGACUGGAAUCUUAGGUCUGGUAACACUCCGUUUAUUGGCUCUGGACCAGUUACUGAUCAUACCUUGAAAAAUCCUUCUGGAUAUUAUAUCUUCAUUGAGAGUUCUUUUCCACGCUUGCCAAUGCAAGUGGCAAAGAUAUCUGGACCAAUGAUAAGCAAAUGGAGCAAGAAUUGCAAGCUCAUGUUUUACUUUCACAUGUUUGGUGAAACCAUUGGAUCACUUACAGUGUAUCAGGUGACUCGAAGCAAUGAAAUAGUAUUGCUAAACCUCACAGGAGAUCAAGGAAACUAUUGGCAAAGAAUGGAAUUAACACUUCAUAAUAUGGGUGAAGAUUUCCACGUCACAUUUGAAGGGGGAAUUGGAAAAGAUCAAGUAGCUGAUAUUGCAUUGGAUGACAUAGUAUUCGCAAAUGAAUGUUUGCCAUCAUCUUCCAUAACCUCUGUGCCUUCAGACAUUUUUCAAGGAGCCCUGCUACCACCUGGGGACCCAUCCUUGAACCUUUUAGGAGGAACAGACACUCACCUGGCACGAUCCAUGACGAAUAGCAAUCUCAGACAACUCCAACUUCUUGAAGAAAACCAGAGGAAAGAGGCAGAACUCUCCAGAACAUCAGUUCUUAAACCCCAAGUGAUUUGCCCACCAGGCUUUUGGGAAUGUAGCAAUGCAAAGUGUUACAGACCUGAACAAAGAUGUGAUUUUGUGGACGACUGUGGGGAUAAUAGUGAUGAAAAUGAAUGUGGCACAUCAUGCAGUUUUGAACAAGGGCUAUGUGGAUGGCAAAAUUCAUUAGCAGACAAUUUUGAUUGGAUUUUAGGGGGGCAUUCAUCUCAGUCCUUAAAACCUCCCAAAGACCACACUUAUGGAACCAAAAACGGUCAUUUUUUGUAUCUUGAGACUUCUGCAGAUGGUUUAAGAGGUGAAAAAGCUCAUGUGAAAAGCUCAAAAUGGAAAGAGUCGAGCAUGGAUUGCACAUUAAACUUCUGGUACUACAUGUCUUCCAAAGCAACAGGGCAAAUACGAGUGCUUAUUAAAACAGAAAAUAGUCUUUCAACAGUAUGGGAAGAGUCGGAAACACAGAAUGGAAAGUGGAACAAAGUUAAAAUUCACCUUGGAAAAUUAAGACAUUUUGAAGUAAUUUUUGAAGGUGUGCGUAUAAGAGACUUUGGAGGUGGUGCAGCAAUCGAUGAUAUUGAAUUCAGAAGUUGUUCAACACUUGGAGAGAUGCCUGGGAAAUGCCCAGCAAAUACAGAUUUUGUAUGCAAAAACAAGAAGUGUAUUGAAUCCCACCUUGUCUGUGACUACAAACCGGAUUGUAUAGACUCAUCAGAUGAAACCGACUGCAGUAACUACACUGAUAUAUCUGGCAGCUGUAAUUUUGAAGUUCAUGACCAGAACCGUAUUGUUGGGUGUGACCUUACACAAGACCAAACUGACAAUUAUGAUUGGAGUGUUGGCAAUAUGGGACUUCUUGCUCUAAAUACAGAUCACACACCAGGUACUGGAAAAUAUUUUCUGUAUGCGAAUGCUUCCCUACAGGAGAAUGGAGGAACUGCAAGAAUAUUCACCACACAUUUUUUCCCAGCCACAUAUGGAAAAUGUAGAGUACGUUUUUGGUACUAUGUUUACGGACCACCACAGUCAGGAACACUUAAGGUGUACGUAAUUACAGAUUAUGGUCUGGAAACUAUUUACUGGUCAGCAUAUGAAAGCAGACAAAUGAGAUGGAUGUACGCCAGUCUUAUAUUAUCCUCCAGCAGCCUCUUCAGAGUUGCCUUUGAAGCUCAAGUAGAAGCAAAUACACUAGUUGAUAUUGCUCUAGAUGACAUUACCUUUACUUUGGACUGCAAGUUAGGAGAAACUGUAAAACCCCAGCCUACAUGUCCCGCAGAGCUAUUUACUUGUGUAUAUAAAAAACAGUGUGUGCCUCUCUCUGCAAAAUGUAAUGGAACGGAUGAUUGUAUGGAUGGAAGUGAUGAAAUCAAUUGUCCAACCCUGGUUCCCAACACAGUGCUGCCAAUGCAAUGCAAAGCAACAGAAUUCCAAUGUGCUGAUAAGAAAUGCAUCCCGUUAGUGAUGUGGUGCGAUGGUGUGCCAGAUUGUCCUCUGAAAGAAGAUGAACAGAACUGCACUACCCUAUCAUGCAUCAGUGGUUCUGUCUUCUGUUUAACCACUAAUAUGUGUUUGGCUGCCAGCCAGCGCUGUGAUGGCAAAGUAGACUGCGUUGACUUCAACAUUGAUGAAUCCAGUUGCUCAGUUUGUCCAAAUGGAUACUGUAAACAUGGAGGCAAGUGUUUUAUUGAAAGCAAAGUUCCAUUAUGCAGAUGUACAAAAAAGUGGGAAGGAAACAGAUGUCAGCACAGUGCUACACAGCUACUACCUGCACCAUUACACUUCAACAUGACCGGAAUGUGGAUUGGUGUGGCCAUAGGAUUAACAUUUUUAUUGGCUGAAAUUAUUGCUGUUUUCUACUGUUUCUUUUGCAAGAGAAAAAGACAUAAAGAAGAUACUCCCACUGGCUUUUCAAAUCCAGUUUAUCUGGAGAAGAGCAGCAUAGAGCCAGAGAAAGAGAUGACUGAUAAUACCCUGCAUUCUAAUAUUCAUAUCAAUGGUUUAUCACUUCACAUAUCACGGGAGCGCAUGAGGAGGGGGGUGAAGAUCUGUUCCUUUCCAAACCCUUUGUAUGGCUAUGAAGAAGAAAUAAACUAAUUUAAAUGUCAAAAUAAUUUGGCUUGAUAUUGAAUUUUCAGUGUGAAACUUUCAACAGACAAAUUAUAAUAUAAUUUACAGGCCAGCUGAAAAUAUUGUUAAUAUAAGUACCACCUGCUGAUCUUAACACAGCAGGUAAUGAACAGUUUAUGAUUUAUAUAAAAAUAAAUGCCAUCAUUUUGCAUGUUAUAAAAAGGAAAGUAUUACCAUCACUGAAAUAUGUAUUGCAGAUUAUCUGUUUAAACCUAGCAUUUUGCACAAUAUAAUCUGUGAAUAAAACAGUUUGCUUAAAGUCAAAUCUAGAGUUUUUAACUUGAAAUAAACAAUUAAUGUUUCUUGUUUAAACAUA
This is a messenger RNA of Bombina bombina (fire-bellied toad), 5626 nucleotides long. RefSeq names its product MAM and LDL receptor class A domain containing 1 (gene MALRD1). The transcript is spliced from 33 exons. NCBI's taxonomy places the organism in Eukaryota, Metazoa, Chordata, Amphibia, Anura, Bombinatoridae. The record is from RefSeq and is a predicted model, not a curated record. Gene Ontology annotation, cellular component: membrane. Bases 1 to 5277 code for a protein of 1758 amino acids. Gene Ontology annotation, molecular function: protein binding.